Messenger RNA from Cuscuta epithymum, 3084 nucleotides. The record is from the annotation of a GenBank genome assembly. NCBI's taxonomy places the organism in Eukaryota, Viridiplantae, Streptophyta, Magnoliopsida, Solanales, Convolvulaceae.
AUUAAGUUUAAUUAAUUCCAUGGCUUAGCUGCACCUUGCCCUUGCUUCGGGCGAAAGUAACAUCACAGUUUUAAAAUAACACAAAUGAGCUAAGUGUUGUUGUUUCAUCAACAAGUGUUCAUUUUCGGUAAUGUGAACGGAUGCUCCGGAAUCUAAAAUCCAUGUUAUUUCAGCAUUCUUAUCUUAAACCUUUUCAUGUGGAGAUGUCUUACACUGUUCCAUGAGGUCUAGGAUUUUUUUCAUUGGUCAGUGGAAAACGUAUGAGCUCGAGCUUUAGCAUCUGUUCUCGUCACCACAUUAGCAACAGCUCGGCCACGUCCUCUCCCGACUUCACCACGGCUGCGAGUUCCUCAUCCUCUUCCCGCGUUGUCGUACCACCAGUCCGGAUAUUGUUCGGUCCUUUUAAAGUAGUUGUCUGCUCUGAGCCCUUGCUUUUUGCAGUACAUGCAAAUGACUUUAUCCUCUCGUCCAAUUGGUGGGGCAGCAAUCUGAGUUGCAAACCCAACCACAUCAACCUUCUCAUCGCCAUCCCGGCGGGACAAAUGAUGACCCCAUCCUUUAAUUAAAUGAAUAUUAGUCACACAAAACUCUUCAAAAAAGAUAAAUGAAAAGGAUUUUUGAAAUAUCCCAAAAGAUGGAAAUAAUUAUAUCGAAGGAGAGUUGACAUAUUUAGGGUGAACUCUGAGGGAUUGACAAAAUUAAGUUAGUGGUGUGCCAAGGUAUUUUUCUACUCAUGUUUUUACUUUUUAUAGGCAAAAAAGUCUACAGUUGACUUUAUUUCUUUCAAUAAUACUGUAGUGAAUACACAAAGUCUCAGACAGUUGAAAAUGUUUCCAAUGCAGUAAAAUCUAGGAAGCUAAUCACCGGUGUUUUUUUUUUUACUUGUUUUUCUACCCUUCCCCUGAGAGUCAACAAUCGCCUGGUUUUCCGAUGCAUCGGAGACUCAGACUCUAAGCUGAUUGCAGUUAAUAAUAAGUCAACAAAACUCCAAGCGAAGGCGUUACUAUAUUUACAAGCUGAAGAAAUGGCUUCUGAAAUCGAAUUCGUGCCGGACGCCAAAGAUCAGAAGAGCUCUACUGGUCAACAAAACCCUAACCAAGUAGUCGUGGUCGAUGUACACACUGCUUCUGCUUAUGGAGACUUCCAGAAGCUCCGCAAGUUCGUUGAGAACGACGGCGUUUCUCUAGCUCAUCCGGAUGAAAAUGGCUACUAUCCCCUUCAGUGGGCUGCGCUUAACAACUUCGCCGAUAUUGUGCAGUACAUCAUUGAGCAUGGAGGAAAUGUGCAUGCUAAUGAUAAUACAGGGGAGACGGCAUUGCAUUGGUCUGCUGUGCGUGGUUCGAUUGCGGCUGCAGAUGUAUUGUUGCAGAAUGGGGCACAGGUCGAGGUGGCUGAUUCUAAUGGCUACCGGGCAGUUCACAUAGCUGCACAGUGUGGACAAACAGCUUUUAUUUAUCACAUAGUUACAAAGUAUCAAGCAGACUUUGAUGUACCGGAUAAUGAUGGAAGAAGCCCUCUUCACUGGGCUGCAUAUAAGGGAUUUACUGAUACCAUUCAGUUACUGCUGUUUAGGGAUGCCUACCAAGGUAGACAAGAUAAAGAUGGAUGCACUCCUUUGCAUUGGGCUGUAUUAAGAGGAAAUUUAGAGGCAUGCAAUUUGCUGUUACAUGCUGGCACGAAGCAAGAAUUGACAGUAAAAGAUAGGGAAGGCUACACACCUGCAAAACUUGCAACCGACAAAGGGUAUCAGCAAAUUGCCCUUUUGCUUUCUAAUGCCGAAAGCUCACACAGCCAGCGAGGGAAAGCCAAAUAUUGUCCAAGAAUAGGAGGGGCUAAUGGUUAUGCCCCAAUCUUAUUCAGCAUAGUUGUUAUUAAUAUCAUUCUUUUCAUCAGUUCUGUUCUUCUUGCUCCUAAUCUUCCAAAGCCCACUGCUGUUGUUGCACUUUCCGGAUGGAUUGGUGUUUCCAUUGGAGUUGCAUCUCUCCUAAUGCUUGUUCGCUGUAGCAGUAAAGAUCCAGGUUAUCUCAAGACUGGGACUAGUAAACAUUCUGAUUCAGAAGAUACUUCGUUGAAUAUAGAUCUGAGUAAUUCUUCUGUUUGGACUGGGAACUGGUCUCAACUCUGCCCUCCAUGCCAGAUAAUAAGGCCGCUUCGCUCCAAGCACUGCAAGACAUGCAACCGCUGUGUGGAACAGUUUGACCAUCACUGCCCCUGGAUAUCAAAUUGUGUGGGAAAGAGGAAUAGGAGAGACUUUUUCAUUUUCCUUUGCAUGGGUACUAUGACAUCACUAAUCGGGGCUGUUGUUGCCAUACAUAGAAUCUGGAUCCCUGUACCUGCAUUAGGAGAUGAUGAUGGUAUAUGGGUGCACCAUUUGGUAUUUGAUCAUCCUCUUGUAUUCGCUUUUCUUUUUAUGGAUGGGGUUAUUCUCUUUGCUACGUUCACUUUACUCACUGUCCAAGCAUUUCAGAUUGCACGGAAUAUAACAACGAAUGAGUAUGCUAAUGCUGUCCGGUAUGGAUAUCUUCGUGAUCCUGAUGGGCAUUUUCACAACCCCAAUGACCGUGGGUGUCACAAGAAUUGCUCAGAUUUCCUAAUCCAAGGUUUCCUUAAUGAUAACGAGAUUGCUUUGCCGCCUUUAUCCCAGGCUGUCCACAAGAUUUGACCUUUUUGCAGUUAGGAGAUACAUAUGCUUGAUGCCCCACAUUGCCUAUGCUUGUGUGAUGUGUGCAAGCAAUACAUUUAUCUGCUCCAAUGAUUCUUCUCUCACUCUGUACCUUCACAGAAAUACACGUUAAAAUAGUGUACUAUAAACCGAUGUGCAUUUUUUUGCCCGUGACAUCGUUAUCUUGUUGUAAUCUGAAGUUGGGAGCUAAGGUUUGGUUUCACAUUGGGGUUAUGCUCGUUCUUGUUAUUUAUAUUUAGGGUAGAAUGGCAACAUCUUAUUAUCCGCGACAUCUUAUAUUUCAAGGCUGUACAUCUUGCACCGUACAGCCAGUGACAUUUUGAUAAUUUAACUAAAAUUCGCGACUUCCACUAAAUGAGCAUUAAUUGUAUGUUUGAUGAGAACCAGAUCUAUUCUACUGA